This is a messenger RNA of Coregonus clupeaformis (lake whitefish), 2133 nucleotides long. RefSeq names its product U6 snRNA-associated Sm-like protein LSm1. Gene Ontology annotation, biological process: deadenylation-dependent decapping of nuclear-transcribed mRNA. The transcript is spliced from 4 exons. Gene Ontology annotation, cellular component: Lsm1-7-Pat1 complex; P-body. The coding region runs from base 117 to 518 and encodes 133 amino acids. The record is from RefSeq and is a predicted model, not a curated record. NCBI's taxonomy places the organism in Eukaryota, Metazoa, Chordata, Actinopteri, Salmoniformes, Salmonidae. Gene Ontology annotation, molecular function: RNA cap binding.
GUUCCGUGAGCGUGUGCGUUCCAUGCGCUUCCUGUAGAGAGGAUACAGCUAUAUUUUUGAACGAGUUUCAUGGCUUUAUACAUUUUCUACACAGCGAUUCGGUACACACGAUCAAAAUGAACUACAUGCCAGGGACUGCGAGUCUCAUCGAUGAUAUAGACAAAAAACAUCUUGUACUUCUUCGAGAUGGAAGAACGCUAAUUGGGUUUCUGAGAAGCAUUGACCAGUUUGCCAACCUAGUUUUUCAUCAAACAGUCGAGCGCAUCCAUGUGGGCAAGAAGUUUGGAGAUAUUCCCAGAGGAAUCUUCAUUGUGAGAGGAGAGAAUGUUGUUUUGCUUGGAGAAAUAGACAUGGAUAAGCCGUGUGACACAGUCUUGCAGCAAGUUUCUAUAGAGGAGAUCCUGGAGGAGCAGCGAUUGCAACAGCAAGCCAAGCAGGAGACGGAGAAAGCCAAGGUGUCCGCACUGAAGGACAGAGGCCUAUCCAUCCCAAAAGCAGAUAAUCUCGAUGAAUACUGAAGACGCUUCUGUUCCAUUUUCUUCCGUUAUACUGGACUCCUCAGUUAUAUGUCGAUUAGGGGAUUCUUUUGGAGACGGUGAGAAGAAUGUGUGUUUUGUAGAUGACGCAGCGUCACACUAAAUACUGUACUGAUUUCAUUUUGAUUAUGGCUCAUUGGUUUGAAAGCAAGCAAUGAAUUAAGUGAUGCAUUUUUGUUAUCUUUGAUGGCCGGUGUUAUGCAGGAAUUGAGGGUAGACCACACAGCCUAGAUUGUCUACAAGACAACAUUUGAUGAGAAAUCAAUUAUGAUUUUCAUACCACAGCACUGAGAACUUUGUCAAUAGUAUAUAGUGAUGUACACUUUAUGUUAGUGUAAGCAGACAAAUUGUAAUGAUAAAAUGUGUUUUCCAUUAAAGUUUGUUAUUUUAAAUGGGAAUUUUCACUUGAGUCUGACAAUGGAACACUGCUCUACUGCUGCAGGCACUGCAGUCUCCCAUAGAGUGAUAGAGGCCUCUAGUGGCCAAAAGGCCAUAUUAGCAUGGGCAGUGCCGUUGAGGGCUUCCACCAUUUUAAUAUAGUCAACUGGGUGGGACUUCCAACUUCAUUGGCUGAUCCAUCCUGGUGACCAUGUUGAAAUCAUGUCCAACCGGGUCAUCAGGAGGCAUCAGCCAAUCUGACGGAGAAUGGAGCUGGGAGGUAUAGCGGACGUUUUACGGGCUCCUGACCAAUUAUGUUAUUUUGUGUUGUUUUUUUGUGCUGAUCUUAAAGUUUUUUGUACGUAAUGUUUUCACCAUCAUUUCCUAUGACCGAAAAUAGCUUCCGGACAUCAGAACAGCGAUCACUAACCUUGAUUUGGAUGAAGAAUUCUACUUCAAUGAUUCGGCUACGCAGGACAUACUGCUCACCGGGACCAGGCCCUAAUCCCCUACACUCAGAAAGAGGAAAAGACAACGAUAUAGAGGCUGGCAUGGGACACCCUGAUGAAACUAUGGCAGCGAGUGAAUAACCCACCCUUCCCUCUGUUCUAUUGGUGAAUGUACAAUCACUGGAGAACAAACUAGACGAGCUCCGUUCGAGACUGUCCUAUCAAUGGGACCUGAAGAACUGUAAUAGCCUAUGUUUGUCGAUAUGUAGGCGGAAGUCGGACAUUUUAAAUCCCAAUAAGGGAAUGGGCACACUAAGACUCAGGAACACGGAUGAAAUUGUAUAUGACGUAUAUCAUUGUCCAUUUUUGUCCAUCAAAAGUACAACUCAUCUUUUCAGACCAGUUCAUACGAUGGGUGCAUACAAAAAAAGAUUGACAAUUUGUAAAAAUUCACCUUACAAUGGAUAACUCCCAUUGAAAAAGAAUUGUCUUCAUCCGGAAUAUUCGGACACAAGCCUAAUGUAUACCGUCUAUGCACAACACACAUUGAAAGUUGGUGAUCGCUGGUGAUUAAAGAUGGCCACUGACUGCAGAAAACUGAUCUGCUCGAACAUACCCUGUGGUUAUGAGUUCAUUUCCAGCAUAUGGCACAUUAAUUGAAUUUGGAUCAUAUUUGGAUCCCAUGUCUCCUUUCCGUGUUAUUAGACCUACUGAUAUUUUACUUUAUAUGUAUAUAUACACUGAACAUAAAUAUAAAUGCAACAUGUAAA